Penicillium olsonii is the source of this 1713-nucleotide messenger RNA. The record is from the annotation of a GenBank genome assembly. Lineage: Eukaryota; Fungi; Ascomycota; Eurotiomycetes; Eurotiales; Aspergillaceae.
AUGUCUAACGAUACUUCCACAAACGCAGUGGUGACACCGGUGUCUCCCGUCACUCCCAAGAUGAGUGGACUGGCCUUGACUGAGUACACCGCCGCCCCGACGCCCCCCUCCGAACGCGCAGACCAGAUUCCCGGAUUGCCCCCCAAUUGGGGAAUUCCUGAAGCCUUCCUGCUCCCCAAUGGCUACCCAGACUAUCUGCGAUUGAUUCUUACCUCGCGAGUGUACGAUGUCAUUGAGGAGACCCCCCUCACCCAUGCGGUCAACCUCAGCAACCGGCUGGAGAGCCGAGUCCUGCUCAAGCGGGAGGAUCUGCUCCCGGUGUUCAGCUUCAAGCUCCGUGGCGCAUACAACAAGAUGGCUCACUUGAACAAUGAGCAGCGGUGGAAGGGUGUCAUUGCUUGCUCUGCGGGAAACCACGCACAGGGUGUGGCUUACUCGGCUCGCAAGCUCAGAAUCCCCGCGACUAUCGUCAUGCCUUCUGGCACCCCGGCUAUUAAACACUUGAACGUCGCCCGCCUGGGCGGAAGCGUCGUUCUCCACGGACAAGAUUUCGAUUCCGCCAAGGAGGAGGCUCACCGAUUGGAGAAGCAGCAUGGUCUCACCAACAUCCCGCCAUUCGACGACCCCUAUGUCAUUGCUGGCCAAGGUACUAUUGGAAUGGAGCUUCUGCGUCAGGCCAACCUGGAUAAGCUGGAAGCUGUCUUCUGUGCUGUCGGUGGCGGUGGUCUCAUUGCUGGAGUCGGUGUUUACCUCAAGCGCAUUGCACCCCAGGUCAAGGUCAUCGGUGUGGAGGCUUACGAUGCCAACGCGAUGACUCAGUCCUUGGAUACCGGCAGCCGGGUCUUCCUCAAGGAGGUUGGUCUGUUCGCGGACGGCGCAGCUGUCAAGACCGUCGGCGAGGAAACUUGGCGUCUCAGCCGCGACGUGAUUGACGAUGUCAUCCAAGUCUCCACCGAUGAGACCUGCGCGGCUAUUAAGGAUGCCUUUGAGGAUACCCGUUCCAUCAUCGAGCCUGCCGGUGCUCUUGCACUUGCUGGUCUGAAGAAGUACAUUUUGAAGAACCCCAGCCCCGACCCCAACCGCGAGCUCAUCGCUAUCACCUCCGGUGCCAACAUGGACUUUGAUCGUCUGCGCUUCGUCGCCGAGCGUGCCGCCCUGGGUGAGAAGAAGGAGGCUCUCCUGUCCGUUAGAAUUCCCGAGAAGCCUGGUGCAUUUGCCAAGCUUGUUGAGGCUGUGCUUCCUCACGCCGUGACUGCCUUCAACUACCGCUACGCCCGCGAGGAUUCCGCAGAUGUACUGAUGGGUAUCUCCCUCUCUGCCUCCACGGGCCGUGAGGAUCUCGCCAAGCUCAUGGACGAGCUUCAAAAGGAAGGCAUGGUCUGCCGGGAUCUGAGUGAUGAUGAGCUUGCCAAGCGUCACUUGCGCUUCCUUGUCGGCGGUCGCUGCGAGGUCGCUGACGAGCGUGUCUUCAUGUUCGAGUUCCCCGAGCGUCCCGGUGCUCUAGCCAAGUUCCUCACCACCCUUCGUCCCAACCAGAAUAUCUCUCUGUUCCACUACCGUAACUACGGUGGUGAUGUUGGCAAGGUUCUGGCUGGAAUUCAGUGCCCGUCUCCCGAGAAGGAGGACCUGGAGCACUUCCUCCAGGAUCUGGGCUACCCCUUCAGCGAGCACACUGAUUCUCCCACCUAUAAGACUUUCCUACGUUCUGAAUAA